CGACGACGAAAAAACCCCGCUCAACCGAAAAGAAAGGGCAGACAUCCUACCGCUCUUUCGAGAUCCCGGAGACUCUGUCAGCCUUUUGCCACCAGAAUGGGUUUUAUACACAGCGACGGACGGACCUGAACGUAUAAUAUAUAUAUAGAGAGUAGUCGUUAUCAAUACCCACUUCGGCACACAAUUGUUCAAAACCUUGCAACAGUCUCCACAACUUUUCGAUUUUCGAAGCUCUGGAAGUUGCGACCUCAGCACAGCUACUAGCAUCGAAGCUCGAAACCUGAGCACGAAUAUAUCGAACACAGCUUCCGUGCAAUCACGUCGUCGAAACUUCCGUCAUACAUCUAUUUGGCGAAAGCAGCUUCGACAACCGAACAACCGCUGCCUCGCCGACAGACCAAUAUGAGUGGGUUCAACCUCGCUCUUAAGCUGGCUGUCGGUGUGGCUUGCACCGUCGCAACGGGUGUGGUCGUUUCGUAUGGCCUUCAGUACCUCAUCGCGGACCACAAUGCGGUAGCUUCCAAGCGAGCUCUUCGCGAGCAGAAACGAAAGGCGUGGGAAUCGCUCAAAUCGAUCGAGGCGGAUUUGGAGAAAACGAUACAGCCGAGAUUGAACGUUGUGAGACAGGUUCUGGAGGGGACGGAUGGGAGCCUUGCGAGUAGCCCAAAGGCCGGGCCACAACAACGACCGGCGGUGUCGAGAACGAGCACAUCUGCAUCGAUCAGCUCUCCGACAAAAGCAGCAUCGCUUCCCAGAGCUUCGUCGCGAACUCCAUCCCCUACAUCUAAAGCACCGCGAUCAUCGCGCUCGCCAUCCUCCGCGUCCUGCGAAACUCUUAGUUCUUCCGAUGUGGACCGUCGCCUGCGAGACGUCGACAACUUGCUGUUACAAGUGUUGGAGAAGCUCGAUUCCGUCCGCCCGGCCGACGUUGCGGAUAAUGCCACGUCCACCGCAACAUCCCAGCAUUUUUCAAGUGCCUCAUCUUGGCCUAUACUAGGUCUGUUCACAUACUCUUCUGGGUCGGACGCCGCCAUUGAUCAGGAAGUAGCGCGAGUUGCCAACCGAGUAGUGGAAGGCGUGCGAAGCAAGAAGCGUGCUCUCGUCAAGCGCGCUCAGCAGCUGCUUGAUGAUGUUGAUAGCCUGUGUUCGCUCGCUGGAAUACCAUCUGUCGGCCGCCAGCAUGCGUCGAUUCAAUCCAUCUGAUCGAAAGAGUACAGAUUCCGCUUUCAUUCCGUCAUUUAUUCGACCUCAUCUAAACAUAUCGUAUACCUGACCUCUGCGUCCCGAUGUCAUAUCACUUUCAGCCGAAAUUGUCGUAAUCAUAUUUCUUGUCGUACCGUCUCUGUCGCUUCUGAAGAACCGUACUCCUAUCUAACAUAAAAUACAGCGGAUAGCGGUCUUUCACCAUCGCAUUGCACAGAGAAAGGAGGUCAAUUGAAAACCGCUGUUCUCCACGUGACG
Molecule: messenger RNA, 1461 nt
Organism: Fimicolochytrium jonesii
Lineage: Eukaryota; Fungi; Chytridiomycota; Chytridiomycetes; Spizellomycetales; Powellomycetaceae
Exons: 1
Coding region: 403-1203 (266 amino acids)
Source: RefSeq, a predicted model, not a curated record